GCGGUGGAACAGAACCUCUCUAUAAUAUGGGCAACGAGCCGGAACGUGACCCAUUCCUUGAUAGGGUGUUCCAGAAUCAAGAAAAAAAAAGCCCUAUGUUAAAGGACAGCCCUUGGAUUUAUUCCGAUUACACGGGGCUGUCCAAGAAAGGGGUGGAAUGGAAGAGAACCGCGGUGGAACAGAACCUCUCUAUAAUAUGGGCAACGAGCCAGAACGUGACCCAUUCCUUGAUAGGGUGUUCCAGAAUCAAGAAAAAAAAAGCCCUAUGUUAAAGGACAGCCCUUGGAUUUAUUCCGAUUACACGGGGCUGUCCAAGAAAGGGGUGGAAUGGAAGAGAACCGCGGUGGAACAGAACCUCUCUAUAAUAUGGGCAACGAGCCGGAACGUGACCCAUUCCUUGAUAGGGUGUUCCAGAAUCAAGAAAAAAAAAGCCCUAUGUUAAAGGACAGCCCUAGGAUUUAUUCCGAUUACACGGGGCUGUCCAAGAAAGGGGUGGAAUGGAAGAGGAGAACAAAUUUGAUAGUUUGAAGGUUAAGGUGGAGGAGGAAAGGAGGAAAAUGAGGAAGGAGCUAGAUCAUGCAAAGAGACAAGUACAAAUCGAGGUUGAGAAAAAGAGGGCUGCAGUUGAAAAGCAGCAGAAUUUGGAGAAAAGAUUGAGGCAGCUGAGGAGAUGUGAGGAACAGGAAACAAGAGGACCAUGAUGGUCCUGAAUCGCUCACCUAUCCCCACAUGACCCAGGCUGAACUGAAACUAUGGUGACACUAUGAAAUGGGCCCUGAGACGGAACGGGCGCCAUAUCUUGACAGAUUAUUUGAAAAUAAUGACAAGAAAACUCCCCUCGUGAAAGGACAGCCCGUAGAUUUAUUCCGGCUCUACGGGGCUGUCCAAGAAAGAGGCGGGAUGGAGGAGUGCCAAGGAAUGCCAGAAACUUUGGAAAAGUAUAAGGAAGAUUUGGAGGAAAGAUUACAUCAUAUGAGGAGGAGAUGUGAGGAGCAUGAAAAAACAAUUAACCAUGGUGAAGCAGAACUGCUGUACGAAAUGGGCCAAGAGCCAGAAUGGGUCCUAUUUCUUGACCGGAUUUUUCAAAAUCAGGAAAAGAAAACUCCCCGUGUGAAAGGACAGCCCUUAGAUUUAUUUCGGCUGUACGGGGCUGUCCAAGAAAGAGGUGGAAUGGAGGAGACUGAAGAGAGAAAACUGCUUAAAGCAAAGAGAGACCGUUUAAACAUCUCUCUACAAGGAGUACAACAACAGAAAGUUGUAGCUUCUGCUGAUAAAGUUGUAGAAAAUGUAAGAUUUUGUAAGUAA
Mercenaria mercenaria is the source of this 1305-nucleotide messenger RNA. RefSeq lists its product as uncharacterized. The transcript is spliced from 11 exons. Gene Ontology annotation, molecular function: nucleosome binding; DNA binding. NCBI's taxonomy places the organism in Eukaryota, Metazoa, Mollusca, Bivalvia, Venerida, Veneridae. Gene Ontology annotation, cellular component: nucleoplasm; brahma complex; SWI/SNF complex. The record is from RefSeq and is a predicted model, not a curated record. Gene Ontology annotation, biological process: positive regulation of DNA-templated transcription; chromatin remodeling; regulation of transcription by RNA polymerase II. Bases 769 to 1305 code for a protein of 178 amino acids.